Teleopsis dalmanni is the source of this 1455-nucleotide messenger RNA. RefSeq names its product putative nuclease HARBI1. The coding region runs from base 154 to 1365 and encodes 403 amino acids. Lineage: Eukaryota; Metazoa; Arthropoda; Insecta; Diptera; Diopsidae. The record is from RefSeq and is a predicted model, not a curated record. The transcript has 3 exons.
AUGUCAGUACUCACUUAUCGUAAGUGAAAGCAGGGUAUGAAUACCGUUUGAAAUAAUUUGGUAGCACUGUCGCAUACUGUCAGAAUCUCAAAUUUUGUUUGUCCCACUACUUCCCGGCAGGUUUAUUUUGUUUGUCGUAUAAGUGAAGUAAAAAUGAAUAAUUCUCUGAACGUUGUGGCUUUAUCCAUGUUAACAGACAGAAGCAGCGAUUUGCGACGGUUGCAAGAUGAAAAAGAGAUCAAUGAAAUAUUGGAUGUUAUUUUUGCCAGCUCCAGUUCAAGUUCUUCAGAGGAAUCCGAUUUUGAACAAGAUAUCGAAAAAAACAGCUUUGAAAUCACAAUUGCGGAUAUGAGCGAUGAGGAGUUUAAACGCCAAUUUAAAAUUGAACGAAAAACGGCGGAAAAAAUCAUAUCGAGAUUUUCACAAUCUAAGUUUUUGCCCAAUCAGAUAAAUGGUGGAAGAAAUCGCAUCGGUGAUAGAAAGUCAGUGUUUAUGUAUGUCUGGUAUGUUAUUAGCACGGUGAGUUAUAGAGAAUUAUCAGGCUUGUUUGGUGUAUCUGCCUCGGUCGCAUGGUGUACCGUUCGUUCUGUUACAGAAUUCCUAAUUUCAAUAAGUCACGAAUUUGUGAAUUGGCCUCGAGGAAAGGCUGCACUUGAGUCUAUGGAAAAGUUUCAAAAUAUACAAAACAUACCAGGCGUGAUUGGUGCAAUAGAUGUUAUCUACAUUCCUAUCAGAGCUCCAAAGUUGCAUAAAGGAGAUUAUUUAAAUCAUAAAAAUAAAUAUAGUAUCGCAUUGCAAGCUGUUGUAGAUGCCGAUAAAAAGUUUAUCGAUAUUACUUGCGGAGAGCCGGGAUGUUUACGUGGCCAGGGUGUUUUAGAAAAAUCUAACUUAGAUAAACGUGCAAAGGAGCAUUAUGAUGAAUUAUUUCCUAAUUCAUCUUUUGUUAUAGGAGAUUCUGCUUAUUCGAGUACAAAUUGGCUUGUGCCACCAUUCAAGAACAACGAGCUUUUAAGUGUGUCUCACAAAAAAUUCAAUGAAAAACAUUCACAGACACGCAUUGUAGUGGAGAAUGCAUUCGAGUUGCUUAAAACUCGCUUCCAAAGACUAUCCAAAUUCACGGAACAAACUAAUUUGCCUGUAAUAACCAACAUAGUGGCUAGCACUUGUGUUUUGCAUAAUAUUUGCUUAUCUAUGAAUGAUUUUUGGGAACCCACUGAGGUGAAUUGCUCCAAAGAAAAUGAUGAAAGUGAUGAAGACUGUGAGGAAGAACAGGAAGAGUUCGAAGAACAGGAAAAUGAAUUGAAGAAUUCAAUCAAUCGGAGAGAUCAACUUUUUAAAUAUUUAAAGAAAGAAAAAAUUAUUUAAUUUAUUUUUAACAAAAAAGAUAUUCAUAAUAAUUUCUGUUUAUAUAAAUAAUUAUUUAAUAACAUGUAGCCUUAGUCUUAAGAUGUAAGC